Messenger RNA from Hermetia illucens (black soldier fly), 1250 nucleotides. RefSeq lists its product as uncharacterized. Gene Ontology annotation, molecular function: chitin binding. The record is from RefSeq and is a predicted model, not a curated record. The coding region runs from base 119 to 1129 and encodes 336 amino acids. Lineage: Eukaryota; Metazoa; Arthropoda; Insecta; Diptera; Stratiomyidae. The transcript has 2 exons. Gene Ontology annotation, cellular component: extracellular region.
UCGAGAGUAUAUAAAGUCUCACAAGAAAGUAACCCCACCUUAUUCAACCUGUAGUACGGAUCUAAAAUAUAGAAAAACACUGUGAAUUUGAGUAUCGUAUAGGAAAGAAUUUUUCAAAAUGAAAAAAGAUACCUUUCGUGGCCUGAUUAUACUUGCAUUAAUUGCAAGCGUUUGUGGUGAUUGGGAUUGUAUUGGAGUUAAAUUAUACGAACUACAAGAAGAUACAAGUGACGAGACAAGAUAUUUUGUAUGCUUCACUGAAAAAUCAGACCCAAUAUUCUACGACUGUCCAGACGAAUAUAAAUUCAAUGUUGAUACCAAAAGCUGCACUUUGGAACUCGUAGGAAGAACUGAACCGUCAUGUGCUUUUGAAGGUGAAGUGUUUGUUGCUUCUAACAGUGAUCCAUGCGAUCAAUACUGGUUAUGUGAUGAAUCGUUAAGUGCAGAAACUAAGACUUGUGACUCCGAUUUGAAUGUUAAUCCGAAUGCCAAAGAUGGCUCCAAUUCGAACCGGGAUGCUGAAUACCGCUUUAAUUCGCUCCUAUUACAAUGCGUGCCUAAAAAGUAUUGGUUAUGUGGAGAUGGAAUACCAGAUUGCUCCCAAACAGAUCAACGAAAUCAAAAAUGGUCCAACAUUCAAGAUUGCGGGUCAUUCUACCAAUGUAUUGGUAACACACUCACCAAACAGAACUGUCCCAGCGGAUUUUACUUUAACGUAACCGCACAAAGUUGUUUUCAUAACGCAGCAGGACUAUGCCAACUUCCUACGGAUUGGCUCCCUGGCCUAUUAGUAGACCCUGAGAAUAUGUGUAAAGGAAAUGUGGGAAAAUUCCUACCGGACCCUUACUAUUGCAAAGCUUACUACUAUUGCGUUGCUGAAGACACUCCGUAUUGGAAACCAUGUGAAGACGAUUUGUACUUUAAUAAUGGAGCAUGUACCAAAACCGUACCGAGCACUUGCAUAUGCGAAACAAUAGAUUGGGAAGAAUUGUUGCCAUCAACUGCCACUAGCGUUGCACAUCCAAAUCCAUCGAAAUACUACUUCUGCAAAAAAGGAUUUGUCGCUGUCGAGGAAUCCUGUCCGCCAGGAAUGGUUUUCAACGCAAAAGAAAAACUUUGCUCUUAUUAAAAAUAGAAAAUUUAAAGUUGUUAUUUGUUAAUGUUUUCUUUAUUAUAUUUGCCGCUACUUUGUUUUUUUAUGGUUGUAGAUAAAUAAAAUAUUUUUUUGGAAUUAUAUGACCUAUUUUUGA